CAGAUCUUUUAUACCCCCUCUGUGGCGGCGGGCUCCGAGCCAGCGAGUCGCCGCCUUCUGGUUCGGAAGAGGGAUCCCUCUAUAGCUAUUCUUGAGGCUCCCUUACAUCCGCCGCUGCCGCAGGAUGUACACGAUGCUCGACGUGGUAGUACCGGGAAUUCA
This is a messenger RNA of Lasiosphaeria miniovina, 162 nucleotides long. RefSeq lists its product as uncharacterized. The annotation marks the transcript as partial. The record is from RefSeq and is a predicted model, not a curated record. NCBI's taxonomy places the organism in Eukaryota, Fungi, Ascomycota, Sordariomycetes, Sordariales, Lasiosphaeriaceae. The transcript has a single exon.